Balearica regulorum gibbericeps (East African grey crowned-crane) is the source of this 370-nucleotide messenger RNA. The record is from RefSeq and is a predicted model, not a curated record. Lineage: Eukaryota; Metazoa; Chordata; Aves; Gruiformes; Gruidae.
ACCCACUUCAUGCAGUGCACGGAGCACAACGCCGAGUUCGAGGGCCUGGACUGCGACAUCUUCGAGUCGCCGGUGCCCAUGACCAUGGCCCUCUCCGUCCUGGUCACCAUCGAGAUGUGCAACGCCCUCAACAGCCUCUCUGAGAACCAGUCCCUGAUCCGGAUGCCACCUUGGGUCAACAUCUGGCUGGUGGGUUCCAUCUGCCUCUCCAUGUCCCUCCACUUCGUCAUCCUCUACGUCGACCCGCUGCCUAUGAUCUUCAAGCUGACGCCCCUGGACAUGACGCACUGGUUCAUGGUGCUGAAGAUCUCCUUCCCCGUCAUCCUGCUGGACGAGGCCCUCAAGUUCGUCGCCAGGAACUACCUGGAGG